AUGGAUUUCGUCAAUCUUUUGCCAGCGGAAAUUAGUGUCAUGAUCUUUGGUUUAGCUAAUUACAACGAUUUAUCUCAAGCUUUACAGACAUGUACAACAUGGCAUGAUUUUAUUAAUCAUACAGAUUAUAUCUGGAAGCAACUUUGCGAUGUAUCGAUACUUGAUGAUGAGCAAGGUCAACAAUCUCUCAAGCAAUUGGCUAAAAUGAACUAUUAUAAAAAAUUAACUUUGAAUUUUUGGUUAUCGGGCAAGAUGAGUCAAGUUUGUAGCAUAGAUCAAUUACCGACAUUCCCUACUAGACCUUUUGAUGUCGAUACAUGGGGUAGAAUUCUUGAAAUGGAAUUAACUCGUUAA
Molecule: messenger RNA, 354 nt
Organism: Trichoplax adhaerens
Lineage: Eukaryota; Metazoa; Placozoa; Uniplacotomia; Trichoplacea; Trichoplacidae
Exons: 1
Coding region: 1-354 (117 amino acids)
Molecular function (GO): protein binding
Source: RefSeq, a predicted model, not a curated record